Lotus japonicus is the source of this 1127-nucleotide messenger RNA. RefSeq names its product FCS-Like Zinc finger 14-like. The transcript is spliced from 2 exons. The record is from RefSeq and is a predicted model, not a curated record. NCBI's taxonomy places the organism in Eukaryota, Viridiplantae, Streptophyta, Magnoliopsida, Fabales, Fabaceae. Bases 116 to 823 code for a protein of 235 amino acids.
AUUGCUUUAUGGUUUUGGUCUUAUAAAGACACCCACAUCCCUCACCUUUCUAUUCUCCAUUAGACACUCUUACCCAACACAACACCCAUCCUCUCUUUUAUAUUCCCCUCUCAUCAUGUUGAGUAAGAGACCACCACCCAUCAUCGGAAAGUUAUCGGAGCUACUAGUCUCCGGCGGCCGCGCGGUGGCGCUGUUAGAAAGCCCAAGAACCCCGUUAGACACCAAGAUGGUGCCACCAUCACCAAGAGGGUUGAAAAGCUACGACCUCGGUGGUGUUGGCCUCAAAAUCGUGGUGGAUCUUGAUAAAUCCUGUGAAGUGAGACGCGAGGUUUUGCCCAAACAUGCCGUUUGCAGCUCCAAUAUGAACCGAUCGGGUCCGAUUCCGGUGAAGAAAAACUCAGAUGCUAGAUACGAAAUCGAUGAUCAGGGAAGCUUGGAAGAAGAGUUUACCUAUGUCACAUGCCAUGUACCUAACAAAACGUUCACCAAGGUUUACUAUGAUGGUGGUGAAGGUGAUUUUGGUAAGAAGAACGGUAAAGUUGGUGUUCUUAGAAGAACCCCACCUCAAAAUUUUGAGCCUGAACCAUUGUUUCCCACCUCGAAUUUUCUCAGUUCAUGUAAUCUAUGUGGGAAGAAGCUUCAUGGCAAGGAUAUAUACAUGUACAGAGGAGAGAAAGGAUUUUGCAGCCAAGAGUGUCGAUCAAGUCAGAUAAUGAUGGAUGAACGCAAAGAGGUGUGUAGAUCAGAAGCAUCCGUGGAAUUGUCAAGUUCACCUUAUACAACAAGGGAACAGAUAUUUUCAACUGGGAUUCUGGCACUUUAGAUAAUUUUGAGGGGUUUGGAAUUAAUCUGAGUCUGGCUGAGGAAGUUAAUAAUCCAGGGACUGAUGAAGUGAUGAUCUAUCUAGUAAUAAUUUAUAUACCUACUAAGUACAUAAUAUAAUACGGCUAUACUAUUAUUAACUAUCUGGAAUAAUUGAUAGUUAAGGUAGCUUGAUCGUAACUGAGAAAAAAUUUUGAUCUGAGAAAGAAAGGGGGGGUAGAUAUUCUGAUGUAUUAUUUAUUAUCCUGUUACCAAGAUGGAAAGAACUAUGAACUUGAGAUCUCAAUUGCACAGAUUUUUGUUUA